AUGAGUCGAGAACUCGCUUUCAUAUUUCUAUGUUUGGCAGUUUCUGCAGUUGUAGGGAGAGACUCAUCCCCAUCAUUUAAAAUAGAUACUGUCAACAGCCAGUUCUUACUUGACGGAGAUCCAUUCACAUACAUUGCUGGUGAAAUUCAUUAUUUCCGAAUUCCCCAUUUGAAAUGGGAUGAUCGUCUGAAAAGAGUCCGCGCACUAGGUUUUAAUGCGAUUACUGUACCAGUUCCAUGGAAUCUACAUCAGUUCGAUCAGGAUGAAACCCCUGUUUUCUCUGGUAACUUGGAUUUGGUAAAGUUCAUUAAUACUGCUUAUGCUAACAGAUUGUACACCAUCCUGAGAGUUGGACCUUACAUUUCUGCUGAAUGGGACAACGGUGGUCUCCCGUGGUGGUUGAUCAGAAACACGAAGAUUGGAAAAUACCGUAGUAGUGACCCAGCGUUUAUGGCCGAGGUCACUCAAUGGUGGAAACAUCUGCUCGUGAAAGUGGCACCAUUAAUGAGAAAGAAUGCUGGACCAGUUCUGAUGGUGCAGAUUGAGCAUUUCUACGGAGCACUUGGAAUCUGUGAUCAGAUUUAUAUGCUUCAACUUGCAAAUCUUGUUAGAGAAUACUUGGGAAAUGAUGUAGUUCUGUUUACUGUUGAUCCUCCGGUCAUUCAAUUUAUGAGAUGUGGAACUAUUCCUAAUGUACUACCGACAAUUGAAAUUGUACCCACUGCUGUGGACGGAGAAGUUCAAAGUUGGUUUAACAUGCAGAAAGCGUUUAUGCAGGGAGCUCCUGCUGUUGCUUCUCAGUUUAUGAUUAAUCCGUUCAAACUUUGGGGCAAGAAUGUGACUGACCCGUAUUCAAAUGACCUAAUUGUUCAAACUGCAAAGAUAACAACAUCUUACGACUCAUUUGCUCCAAUAUCUGAAGCUGGAGACGUGAAUCAGCUAUACAUUGCUAUCAGAUACUGGAUCAAUAACAUUCCUGGAUGGGCGUAUCCACCAACACCAAUACCCUCAAAUCUUCCAAGAAUUGCCUACCCGGAUGUUCAAUUGACUGUGUUUGACACAAUCUCAGGAUUUAUUUUGGGAGUGAACCCUGAGUGCUGGGCAAGUCCAGAGACACCAAGAACCGCGGAGUACAUUCGACAUGGUUAUGGUUAUAUUUAUUAUAAUACGACAAUCAUAGAAUGCGGACAACUCUACAUACCGACCUUUGCUGACAAUGCAUACGUUUUUUUAAACCAGAACUUUGUGGGUGCACUCUACAAACAAUUCGGUACAAUUCACAAUAACACCAUUGAUGUGCAAGGUUGCUUGGAUCAGUUCAAUUCUUUGGAAAUCAUUGUGGAAAUUACUGGUAGAGCUCAUAACAUGUAUCCUGUUAUGUCUCGAGGAAUCCAAGGAAACGUGUACAUGCAUAACAUCACUCUAGAAAACUGGGAGAGUUGUCAAGUGCCUAUUGAAACAUAUGAAAUCAGCAUGGUCAAAAACUAUGAGAACUUGCAGAAACAUAUCUUUGAGAGCAUGGAUUUUGAAAGAUCACAAUCUGCAGUAACAAGCCAACCAUCUGUUUUUAUUGGAAACUUGCAUAUCAAGACGGAACCAGUUGACACAUUCCUCGACACUAGAGGAUGGGGUAAAGGAGUUGUUACUAUCAACCAGUACAACAUUGGAAGAUAUUGGGCUUCUAUCGGACCACAGCAAACACUCUACAUCCCAUCUGACUUCCUGCACAAGGGUACCAAUCUUAUCAUGUUCUAUGAGUUCGAAGGAGCUACCACUGCUUGUACUGCAACUUCGUGUACUGCUAAAUUCACGAAUCUUCCAAUAUUUGAUUAUUGA
Caenorhabditis remanei is the source of this 1836-nucleotide messenger RNA. RefSeq lists its product as uncharacterized. The record is from RefSeq and is a predicted model, not a curated record. NCBI's taxonomy places the organism in Eukaryota, Metazoa, Nematoda, Chromadorea, Rhabditida, Rhabditidae. Gene Ontology annotation, biological process: carbohydrate metabolic process. Gene Ontology annotation, molecular function: beta-galactosidase activity. Bases 1 to 1836 code for a protein of 611 amino acids. Gene Ontology annotation, cellular component: vacuole. The transcript is spliced from 11 exons.